Messenger RNA from Amaranthus tricolor (Joseph's coat), 1507 nucleotides. RefSeq lists its product as uncharacterized. The record is from RefSeq and is a predicted model, not a curated record. NCBI's taxonomy places the organism in Eukaryota, Viridiplantae, Streptophyta, Magnoliopsida, Caryophyllales, Amaranthaceae. The coding region runs from base 503 to 1420 and encodes 305 amino acids. The transcript is spliced from 3 exons.
CAGUGUAGGUCAAUCACUUUUCUUAAUUCCCGUGCGGCCGUGCCCAUGCAAAUAUAGCAACAAUUAUGGAACGGAGGAAGUACAAAUUAAUUUAGCUUUUCAUGAAUCUGAUGAAAAACAGUAUGAGGAUAGUAAUGAAAAAUUUUUAGCAAUGCCAUUAAGAACUCCCAUUUCUAACCUCGCACCUCGACCCUUGAAAGUUCAGAAAGGGGCCUAAAGAUAAUUAUAAACAUUCGAGAGUUAAUUCUAGCAAAUAUAUGAAAAAGCUGAAUUUAUUUAAAAAUAAAUAAUAUGAAAUUUUUCCGACAAAAAAUAUUAAUUUAUUAUUGAUAAUUUUUCUAUUUUUUAUAGAAUUAUAUAGGUUCUUUAGGAUAAGUCUCCUACGAGCAAACUUCAGCCUAGUCCACAAAUCCAGACGCGAGAAGCAAUUAGCAAACUGCAAAAACAUCAAAACCAACCAAAGCAUUCACAAAGCAAAGCAAAGCAGAAGAAGAAAAUAGAAAUGGCAUUACCAGGUACUUUUAACCCAAAUCUCAAUCGUUCUUUACUACUCAAAUCAUCAAUUCAGAAUUCCUGGGAAUCAAUACCCAGAAUUCAAAGCUUCCGCAGAAACCCACCAUCCAAAUCCAUGUUUAUGAUAGUAAAAUGCAACUCCAUUUCAGAAAAUGGAAAUGGGAAUGGAAGCUUGAAGAAUUCACUGUCUAAUAUAGUGGAUAAAAGAGUGGAAGAAUUGUUGGGGAAAGAAGAGAAUAAGGAAUUGUUGGAUAAGCUAAACAAGGCUUCUGAAAGAGUUGAAAUUGCUAGACAAGAACUUGCUGAGAUUGAGAGGCAAGAACUUGAAGCUCAACAAAUGAGGAAAUAUAUCAAUGAACUUGAAAAAAGGGCAUCUCAGAUUGCAGAGUGCCAGGAUGAAGUAUUAGAAGCAAGAGCAAUGGUUGAAGAAGCGGAACGAUCGUUAUCUAUGAACAUGGAGAAGCGGGGGGAGAUCAGCCGAGAAGUAGAGAGGUGGGAAUCAGUAAAAGCCGCUUCAAUAUCUGCGUUGGUAGGAACCCUUGCCGCGGCUCCCAUAUACCUUAAUAAGGUGACAAGCGGUUCCGAGUUGUUGCUUCAAUUAGGAGUCACCUUUGCUAGUUGUGCAUUGUUUGGUGUCACUUUCCGGUAUGUAGUUAGAAGAGAUUUGGAUGAUAGUCAUCUUAAAUCCGGGGCGUCUGCAGCUUUUGCUGUCGUAAAAGGUCUUGCUACAUUGAGUGGAGGGUCGCCCUUGGAGCUGAACACGGAAAGUUUCAUAUCUCACGCUGUGGAUGGGGGAUUCUUGGUGUUGCAGGAUCUGUUUAUAUUCACAUUUGCUGCUGUUAGUUUGGAUUUCUGCUUUAAAACAAGGUUUGUAAGUCCGUUUCCUAUCGUGAACGAUAAGAUCUGAGGAACAGUUUGAUCAAGUCUUGUGUUUCAUGUAAUACUUCUACAGCAGCAGGAAAAUAUGAAUGAUAAAAAAGAGGUUUCCACUUCA